Messenger RNA from Parastagonospora nodorum SN15, 1158 nucleotides. RefSeq lists its product as hypothetical. Bases 1 to 1158 code for a protein of 385 amino acids. The transcript is spliced from 3 exons. The record is from RefSeq and is a predicted model, not a curated record. NCBI's taxonomy places the organism in Eukaryota, Fungi, Ascomycota, Dothideomycetes, Pleosporales, Phaeosphaeriaceae.
AUGACAGCUGCCGGAUUAUCUGGUUCGUAUGAUCUGCGAUCAGAUGACUAUGGAACACUUCAACCGGGGGGGAAAGAUCGCGCCGCAAUUUCACUGUCUACGCUGUUCCGGGUCUCCAAGAACAUCACGGACCAUCUCCAAACACACAUAUACCACAGCACCGACUUUCACUUUGGCCUUACAGGGUUCACCAACUUCCUUUGGCAGAGUGGGCCAGAAAAGCGACACGAGAUCAGACGACUCACAUUUCACUUUGGCAAGCUCGCCCUGCUACACUGCAUACGUUGGCUCGCGCCGGAUGCUAUCUUUUUGCUCUUCGAGCCGCCCGUGGCUACUAACCCGCGGUCGUUGCAGUACUUCUGGCGCUGCCAGAUUCAAGAUCUGGUCAAGGACCUACAUCUCUUCACGCUUACCGUCGACAUCAAGCAAAUUGACAGGACGGAUUUGCCAAUGAUGAUUGCUAUUAUGAAGAGCGCAUUUGGCAGUAUUGAAAAGCUGCGAUUCGUGGAGACGGACAACAAAGGAAUAACGACACCAGUGACCUUGGAUGACAAGCGACUGAGCGAGCUGAGAAAGAAGCAUACGUGGAGGCAGAUGUGUUUGGAAUACUACGAGGCACAUCGAGUGCAUUCGUACUUCUAUAAAUUUGAGCUGCUUAAAGGGCAAGUCGAAGAUUUGGAGGCUAUCAUGGCGAAGGAGAACACCUUCUUUAACACUCCAUUUUCGCCAUUGGUGCCGAGAGAAGAAUUUCCGGCCCACGCUCGCAUCUCCCGCACCCUCUUCUUCGCCGCGUCUCGCGUCCAUCGCGGCACUAGCGAAUACUCCUCCAUCGGCGUGAGCUCUUCCUCCUGCUCCUGCUUCGCCACUUCCUCUUCACUGCUCGUCGACGCCGUCGAUGUCGUCGAGGUGUUUGCGCGCUCGAACCAGCCCCGUUGGGGUGGUGAGGGCGUCCGCGAGGGUGAUGUUUGGGCGUUCACUGGUAGUAAUUGGAUCUUCUUGGGGCGCAGUUUGGAGAGCCAUGAGGUGGUUUGUGACGAGGCACCCGAGGAUGUAGAUGUUGAUGAGGGCGUGGGAGAAGGAGAAGAUGGGGUCUGGGAUGUGCGUUUGAACAUGUCUAUUGUUUUGCUUCUGGGCUUGUUGAUGGAUUUUGAGAUUUGA